AUGUCCCAAAUGCCUGAGCCCCGGUUAAUGUGUAGCAUCACGGAGGAGGCUUGCUGUGGAACGAACCCUGAUGACUGUGAUGACGACCAAAUCAUAGUUUCAAGCACACAUGUCCAGUCUCCAGAGCACAAGCAGCGUAUGGCAUUCGGUAUACCAGAGGCCGCCGAGUAUUACAGGAAGUUAUUCCAGGAAACACUGGUUAUGUUGAGGGAGAAGGUUGAAGCAGCAAAGAGCUUACUGGCCGAGGAGCAGGAGAGAAUGGUGAUUAUUCAGGAAGAAGAGCAGAGAUUUGAAGAGAUGAUCAAGGCUGAGUAUAGGACGAGACUCCUUUUGCUGACUGAAGAGAUGGAACUGCAGUCUCUGAGGCUGCCCACCUGCAAAUUUGACCUGGGUUUAAGAAGAGCCAAUCAGAACCAGCUGAUGAAGUUUAGUAGUGACCUCAUGCAGAAGUCCCAGGAAAUGAUACAGAGACUUAGGCACCUGGGGAGAGUGAACGUGAGCAAGCUGAAGGCGAGCGAAGCCUGGGUUUGUGAUCACCUCUGCAGCCUCCAGAAGAUCAUCAUGGAGCUGGAGAAGAAGUGUGGAGAACCUGCCAUAACCCUGAUCCAGAAUGCAAAGUGCUACUUAAAAAGGAGUGAGUCUGCACUGCUUCAGAGCCUAGAGCCAGCUCAGAUCACAGACCUGAGUUCGUGCCAGAUAAUAGGGAUGAGCAAUGCACUACCGAUGCUCCAAAGACAUGUGACUUUGGACCCAGAUACAGCCCACCCCUUCCUAGUCUUAUCUAAGGACCUGAGAAGUGUGGGAUUCAGAGACACACCAAAGAGUGUGCCUGACACCCCAGGGACAUUCGACUUCAGUGCUUCCGUGUUGGGUGCAGAGAGCUUCAACUCUGGGAGGCAUUAUUGGGAGGUGUCGGUGGGACAGGCCACACAGUGGCAGUUGGGCAUAUGUGACUGUACGGAGAAAGAGAACAGCAUGCUGGGGGCUUCUGGAGAUAAAGUUAUGCUCACGGGCUGUAUGAUGGGGGGUGAGUACACCUUCUGGGUGUUUCCUCCCUUAAGAAAGCUCUGCCUGAAAAAGCGAAUGUACAAAGUUGGAGUCUUCCUCGACUUUGGUUAUAAGCAGGUAUCAUUUUACGACGUGACAGAGGGAUCCCUUAUUUAUAGUUUCACUGACCUUACCUUUCGAGGAGCAGUUAAACCUGUAUUUUCUCUUUGUGUUCCAAAUGGAAACACAAGUUCAGACUCUCUUACUCUCAGUCUCCCUCAAACUCAUUCCUGA
Psammomys obesus (fat sand rat) is the source of this 1281-nucleotide messenger RNA. It is a transcript of the gene Triml2, whose product is annotated as tripartite motif family like 2. Gene Ontology annotation, molecular function: protein binding. The record is from RefSeq and is a predicted model, not a curated record. The transcript is spliced from 7 exons. Lineage: Eukaryota; Metazoa; Chordata; Mammalia; Rodentia; Muridae. Bases 1 to 1281 code for a protein of 426 amino acids.